CACCGCUUUCGCAACAAUUUAACAAGUGACGUUGGUUCUUCAUGAAAAGCCCAGUUUCGCGCUUCCUGUCCUUGUUCGGACGGUCCAGCUAAACCGCACCGCACUAAUACUAAUACCCGCCGCUACCGUUCGCUCGCUCGUCGUCGUUAUUGUCUAUGGGAGAACUACAGGAAUCAGAUCAGUCGACGUACGCUAAAUCGGCACGGGACGAGGAGGAAGAAACCAUUGGCUACUAUCAACCUUCACAUCAUCUGCAGCCACCUAAAGAAACAAUCAUCAUGGGGGUGCACCAGGACCGGUGGUAUCACUACGUGAACAUGGGCUUGCUACGACGGAAGUUCGACCUCAAGCGGACGGUCGUCAUCGUCACAGCCGUCCUCACCUUUCUCAUGCUCGCCUUCGAGAUCACGCAUCACGAAUUAUACAGUCUCGUCCCCUUCCGGUCCAUCAGCGUCCCGGGACAAUGCACGACCUGGCCCGUCGGCCACGACGGGCGGUACACGCCCGAGACCGUCAUGGCGGCUCAGAGCAAUGAGACCUCCUCCACGACCUCCUCCGCGCCGCGACUCGACAGCCUGGCGCCGCCGGGCGGGUGGAAGAAGCCCGAGGGGAUCAAGGUCGUGGCCCUCAUCUUCUACGGCCGCAAGCGCACCGUCGACUUCCUGGACUGCUACAUCCAGCAGAACCUCGUCUCCAACGGCGGCUACCUCGACGAGGUCCGCUUCAUGGUCCACACCAGCAACAAGGAGGACCUCGACUACCUGCAGGACCUCGUGGCGAAGAGCGAGGGCUACUACCACGUCGUGGACACGGGCGAGUGCGAGGGCAUGAAUUUCAGUUGUAUUUGGGAUUCGGUGGUCGAGGAUGAUACGAUAUAUGUGAAGAUUGACGAUGAUAUAAUUUUCAUACAUCCAGAUGCGAUCCCUCAGCUCGUGCACACACGGAUCGCCACCCCCCACGCCUACGCCGUGUCCGCCAACCUGGUCAACAGCCCGCUGACAGGGUACGAGCACUUCCACUACGGCGCCAUCCACCCCUUCCUGCCCGACCCGCGGGCCAAGCCCUCUCACCCGGCGGCCGAGUCCUGGCGGCCCUCGGAAAGGGGCUACUUCCCGAACUCGAGCAUGCCGACCUUCAACGUCAGCUCGCUGAGCGACGCCGAGGUGGAGGAGCUCGUGUACCCGAAGCGGCCGUACUUCGGGCACCCGUUCCUGCUGCUGUCGGACAACCCGUUCGACCUGAUGAAGUCGCCGAUGGGGCUGAACCACAUCCGCGGCGCCAAGGUCGGCGUCGAGACCGCGUACCGGGUCGCGUGGGAGUCGUGGGCCGUCGCCGCGCAGCAGCAGUACUCGCUGCUCAAGAACCUCGAGGAGAACGCCGUGGCGCGCUACUUCUUCGGCUCGCCCCAGAGCUUCCCCACCACCACCACCACUGCCCCGAACGGGACGAACCAGUCGACGGCGGUGCCGGAGCGCUUCAGGCACCACGCGCUCAACGCCGGCGGCCCCGGCGGCGAGCAGCUCUACAACACGCAGUACCGGCGGUACAACCUGAACUUCAUCGCGGUGUGGGGGUCCGACAUCGCGGCCGCGCUGCCCAUCGCCGGCGACGACGAGCAGGACAUCACCGUCGACAUCCCCCUGCGCACGCACCGCCCCUUCCUGAUCGACACCCGCGCCGUCGUCGGCCACCUGAGCUUCUUCCCCCAGCACGAGGGCGUGCGCGAGACGGAUCUGCUGGACAGGUGGCGCGCGUUCGCGAACGAGAUGAUUUGCGCGCCGGGUAAUCGGAAGAGCCCGUUUGAUAAGCGGUGUCCGGGGUUUUAAGAGUAAGUCGGGGAGGUGGAGAUAUGUAGGUAGGUAGGUAGGUAGGUAUAAUAAUAGGUAUACCUGUGUAUUGGAGGGAGGGCAUGGAAAGGGAAGG
Molecule: messenger RNA, 1923 nt
Organism: Hypoxylon fragiforme
Lineage: Eukaryota; Fungi; Ascomycota; Sordariomycetes; Xylariales; Hypoxylaceae
Exons: 2
Coding region: 156-1826 (556 amino acids)
Source: RefSeq, a predicted model, not a curated record